AUGAGGAGCGGGCGCGGCGGCCGGCGGUGCCUGGGCGGGGAACCGGGUGCGUGCGCCAUGAACCCCGAGCUGGCGAUGGAGCCGCUGGGCAGCCUGCACGGGGCGGCGGGGCACGAACCGGAGAUGAUGGGCAGCCCCAGCCCUCACCACGGCGGCCGCAGCGCGGGGCCGCUCCGGGUGCCGCCCCCCCCGCCGCCGCCGCCGCCGCCGCCGCACCAGGAGCUGCCCCCCGCCGCCCGGCCCGCCAUGGUGCCCAGCAUGGCCUCGCUGCUGGACGGCGCCGCCGAGUACCGGCCCGAGCUCUCCAUCCCGCUGCACCACGCCAUGAGCGUGCCCUGCGAGGCCUCGCCGCCCGGCAUGGGCAUGAGCGGCACCUACACCACGCUGACGCCGCUCCAGCCCCUGCCGCCCAUCUCCGCCGUCUCCGACAAGUUCCACCACCCGCACGCCCACCCGCACGCCCACCACCACCACCACCACCAGCGCCUGCCGGGCAGCGCCGGCGGCGGCUUCGCGCUCAUGCGGGACGAGCGCGGGCUGCCGGCCGUCAACAGCCUCUACGGGCCCUACAAGGAGGUGCCGGCCGUGGGGCAGAGCCUCUCGCCGCUGGGCAACGGGCUGGGCCCGCUCCCUGGCUCCCAGCAGGGCCUGCACGGCUACGGGCCGCCCGGCCACGACAAGAUGCUGAGCCCCAACUUCGAGGCGCACGCGGCGAUGCUGGCGCGGGGGGAGCAGCACCUGCCCCGGGGGCUGGGGACGCCCCCGGCCAUGCUGCCGCCCCUGAACGGCGCGCACCACCCCGCGCCCCCCGGGCCGCCGCCGCCGCACGGCCCCGCGCUGCCCGCCGGCCGGGAGCGGCCGCCCCCCGCCGCCGGCCCGCAGGGGAGCGGCGCGGGGCAGCUGGAGGAGAUCAACACCAAGGAGGUGGCACAAAGGAUCACGGCGGAGCUGAAGCGCUACAGCAUCCCGCAGGCCAUCUUCGCCCAACGAGUGCUGUGCCGCUCCCAGGGGACCCUCUCGGACUUGCUGCGCAACCCCAAGCCUUGGAGUAAACUCAAGUCCGGCCGGGAGACGUUCCGCAGGAUGUGGAAGUGGCUGCAGGAGCCGGAGUUCCAGAGGAUGUCUGCCCUGCGGCUAGCAGCCUGCAAACGCAAAGAGCAAGAGCCCAACAAAGAGCGGAACAACUCCCAGAAGAAAUCCCGCCUGGUUUUCACGGACCUCCAGCGCCGAACGCUUUUCGCCAUCUUCAAGGAGAACAAGCGUCCCUCCAAAGAAAUGCAGAUCACCAUCUCCCAGCAGCUGGGCCUGGAGCUCACCACCGUCAGCAACUUCUUCAUGAACGCGCGCCGGCGCAGCCUGGAGAAGUGGCAGGACGACCUGAGCUCCGGGGGCUCCUCCUCGGCGCCCAGCACCUGCACCAAGGCGUGAGGGGCGCGGCGCGGCCGGCACAGCGCGGAGAGCAGCGUGGCCCCGCGCCCGUGACUAAAGCACAAUCCCCGCAACCAAGCCCAGCCCGGCUGGUCCCACUCCUACGGCUUCUCUCAGUCUUAGCAGGCGCAGGCUCCACUUUAACCUCUCUAUGCUCAGGACAGGCGAAGCAGGUCUGAAACGUAGGGGAGUUGUUCUUGAGGCAGGUUUCUCCGGAGCCCCGGGUUUCCGUGGCCGGCCCGGCAGCCUCCCGUGCCCGGCGCCUGCUUUGUGCUGGCCACACCACCCUGCGGCCACAUGACAACGGAGCACAAAGUUGGAUACUAAAAACCCAAGACCCUGUUUUUAAACUCAGGCAUGGUUUUUUGUUACAUGUUUUAGGGAAAGAUCAGAUUUGAGGUUUUUUUGGUCGGUUUUUUAGUUUAAUUUAAUCAGCUUGUUCUUGGAUCAGAAAAGUUCAGUUCUCUUGAGCUCGAAGCAUCAAGCACAAAGCCGGUAGCUCCAGCCACAGCCCGGCCCUGGGCUGCCCAGGGCGGCUGUGCCAGCUGCAGCCUGACAUCCCGGGAACACCGCACGAGCCUCAAGCACAGCUGGCAGUUCCUCACAAGCUCUGUGCUUGUACCUAAGGCACACUCAGGAGGUCGAUGGAACUGCUACAGUUCAUGGAGCAAACACUAUGUUUUGGAACUUAGAUUAAUUUACAUUAUUACAUCCUUUUUAGUUUCUGGGAAUCUGGUUUCUCCUCGGCAACAGCUGUUACCGAAACCUUUUCAGCGUUCAGUGUAUUUUUGUUCAUUUUAUUAGUAUUUUAUGGUACUUUCAAGCAGGAAAAGAAACAGAAACAAGCCCUUCAGAUGCCACUGACCGUUUCAGAUGUGCCGCGUUUAGCUCUAUCGCAUCCCUAAGUUCCUUUUCCCUGCCAGCUCGCCGAGCCGGCAGGAACACAGCACACCAAAGAGACAGGAUUUCUGCAAGCCAAAGAUGUUUAUACCUUGCCAUUUGUCCUUGUGGCCGCAGGUGCGGGUGGCUGGCCGGCGCCGGGGGGGCCUGGCGAGCCCCAGGCCCUCUCUGCCGCCCUGGCGGCGGCCGCCGGCUGCUGACCGGCCUGGGCUCCGCCACAGACACUUGAGACUUUUUUAUGUACUAUUAAUCGAAACCAAAGAAACGUUUUCUGCACCUACUUCUUCUGCAACAAACUGUUCCAUUGAAAGAUAAAAUAAAAAUUAAAAAAAAAAAAAAAACCAAGGAAGCAUGUCAGGAAGCAAACAAGUCCCACACUGUGUUCUACAAACAUCUCGGACGUUUUCGGAAGCAGAUCUCAAAGAAAGGGUUGACAAGAAUGAGAACAAAGCAAAGCCAGUACAAUUGCUGCUUCAUUUGACAACUCAAGUCCUCUUAAAGUCGAAGAUUGUCUUUAAUUUGUGCCUAUGCAGUUUUUUCAAAAGAACAAGGAACAGAGCAACCAAAACCUCAACAGCUACAAUACCAAAGAUGAGGAUUCUCACUACUUGUGUUUCAGUUUGUUUCUCCUCUUGCACGACUAAUGCACAUGACCCCACUGAUCUCUGGACAGGUAACCACUCGUGAGUCUCCGUGCAGCCAGAAGGGUGGGUUCUUUUAUGUUUUCCCUCUUUCUGCCCCACAUGGCACCUCUCUGAGAGCUGCAUGGACUCCAAGUGAGGAUGUUGGGAUACUACCCUGGUGCAUCUCCUCCCUGCAGGGAACACUUGUGGGUUGGCUGUGACCUGUGUGUUGGUCUCCUGUGUGUCUGGAGCCGUGGACAGCCACCCUCCUGCGUGUGACAUCGGUCCUGUGACCUCCACCCUUCUUUCUCCUCCCCAGGGAUAAAACUUGCAAUAUGUGUGUUCCCAUCUCUGUCACUGUGAGUGCUGAGCAGCACCACAGCCUGGCUCCAAACCUCCACCUGAACCAAAACCAGUAUUCGGCAGCUCCUGGGCCACUUCAGGAGCUGCUGCUGACAUACUAACCUUGUAAUGUUCUUUGAUCCAGGUCAUGAUAAUCCAGAUCAUGACAUGUCCAAAUCUAUCCUCAGAGCUGGAGCGCAUCUUGCUCCUCUCUGCCUUUAAACAAGGGCUUCAUUUUAGCUGCUUCACACAACUGCUGCUGUCACUUUCCAAUUAAAAUAGAAAAAAAAUCAAGAAGCCUCACCUGCCCAGGACAGGAAAAGUCUCUGGAAAGCAGAUUCAGGAUCCUCACAGCUAAAUUGACAGCACGUGCCUGCACUGGGGAUCAAAGGAUCCUUUGGCAGAUUCCAAGGAGAUUUGGAGAAUCCUUGUAGCCAGACAUGGAAUAAAGUUGCCCAAAAAUGGUCCCAGUCUGUGUGGAUGUAUCCUGAGGGCUUCUCACCCGAAUGCCAGAUGUUUGAGUGCAGAGUUUGGAGCCAGCAGGCUGUGGAACAGGGCCCAGCUGAAGUUUCACUUUCAUUCCCACCUGAGUGUCCAUCAGACCAGCCCCUGGUGCAUUUUGAGCUCGGCAUUGCCCUCAGGGGAGCUGUCUCAUGCUGAUGUGUCCCCUGAAGUCUGCAGUGACAGGGGAUGGCACAGGACCAGUGAAAACCGCAGUGCUCCUUCCUCAGCUCCCCUUCCUGCAGUGAGAGGGCAGGGAGGUGCAUUGUGUCCCACGGGGAAUGAGCCCAGGUGUCUCUGAGCAUGUGGGACACCUCAGUGAGGCUCACCUGCCCUGAGGGACACUGCCCUGAGGGACAUCCAGAUUGCACAGCUCUGCCUUCCCCAGAGGCAGAGGCAGCUGCCCACAGCUUCUGGUGGAGCCUGGCAGCAAAGACCUGGGCCUUUUGCUCCUGUCAGAGCUCAUCCAAUAGCUCUAACACAGGGAGUUUAGAUCAGGCACUGAAUUACUUACAAAUUUCUCCUCAGUGAAAUUCCCUCCACAUUGUGGAAGUGUUUGUUAUACAGCAUUACAGAGUAGCAACACAACAAGGCUUCUCUGGGCUGGGGCCUCAAACCUGUCAUCAGUCCCGAUGCAUUUUCACCCCAAGAUCCUGCUGCAUUUUUUAUCCCUGCAUCUCUCAUGGCCCCGUGUGUCUUCCAUUUCACAGUCCACCCCCUCAGGCCUUUAUGUAGCAGCUCCCUGAGACAGGAGCGUGGCAGCCGGACUGUGGUGAGGUGUUUGUCCUGCCCACACCCCACCAGACCCAGCAGUUGUGUUCCACCUCCGGGCCCUGUGCCGGUGAAUCUAUAGAGCUGUGUCACGUAACUUGUUGCUUUAUUUAUUGUGCUGCCAAAGACUCGUGUGUACAGAGAGUAUCCCGGCAUCACCUUCUGGACCAGGAACCUGGAGCCGCAGCCUUGGGCACAGCCCAGAUGAAUUCAGCUCUCGAGAAGCCUUGGCCAUCCUGGACGUGCCGUGCAGAACACAGAACGCGCUCGCCGAGCGCGGUUGCGAAGCUGUGCCGUGGGUGUGCCGUCCCCUCAGCGGAAGGCAAAGCGCUGCGGAGCGCCCGCGGGAGGGCAGGGCUCAGGGCUCUCCUGCCCCGGGAGGCGCGGAUGGCCCCGCGCCGCAGGGCGGGCUGGCUCCGGACACGGCCCCGCUCCCCGGGCCGGCACCAGCCCCGAGUGUGUGUAUGACACGGGGAAACUUUCUACUUGGCCUCCUUUAUAUUUAUUAUGGGGAAUUUUUAUCGUUUAAAUUUUUUAAGAAGGCAAAGCUUAAAAUGGUUUUAUUUUUUUCCAGACGCCUGUGGGUUUUAACCCGAUAUAUUAUCUAUCAGUAAUGUAAUUUAUUUAAUUUAGUCUUAGGGCAGGUCCUGAGAUCUCUGUUCAGUCUGAAUCCCUUUGUGUUUCGUUUUAGCUUUUGGAGUUUUGCCUGAAUGUAGAUGGGGGUCAGGCUCUGGUGUUAGCCAUUUGUGUCUAUUUAAUUCAGCCAUUUGUGAGUUCAUUUGGGAGUAACUUUGCUUAUUUAUCUGCAGGGCUGUUGUAGCGCAUCGGGGAUGCGAAGCCUGUCAGUAAAUUCACUUCAGAGCUGGCACUGCUUUGUAGAGCAGCCAGCUUCUGUCACACAGGGGAACAACAACUCGUUCCCUAAAAGUCUAGUUUUGAUCCCUUCUUUUAAUUCAUUUUAAUUGUUUAAAUAUCAACGUUUAAAUUAUUUAAGUUAAUCUCUUCCCUCCUGAUUAGAAAGUGUGACAUACCUUUAGUAUGGCACAUGAAGCCUUCAUAAUAUAACUUAUUUAUUUAACUUAUUCAUCGUCACCCGGGGAUGCCCUUGUAGAGUUUUUAUUUUUUAAUUAGAGUUAUCUAUAAAGCACUACAGCUGAUUUCCUGUAAGAGCAGCAGAGCGAACUUUGAGGACAAGCAAUGAAUAUUCAACCUAAAACUGUGCGUUCAGAAAAAUAGGGAAAAAAAAAGAAAAAGACACUGGGAUACUAUGCCUGAACUUUGUGGCUUCUUAAAACCUAAGCUGGGGGGAAAACAAUCCAUACCAAGAAAAAAGAGAGAAACCCUUAAACUAGCUGCUUCCAAGAAUGAACUUCUGUGUGUGGAUAAAAAAGAAAAAGGAAAAAAAAAUGAAAAAAAAAAAAAAAACAGAAAAAACCUUUCUAUUUCUAGUGAGAACCAAAGAGGCUACCUCACUGACUUUUCCAUUUGUAAUUUUAAUCGUGUUGAUGAUACCAAAGAUACCAAAGAUUUCUUUCUCUGUGCGGUCUGCAUUCUGCUUGUGCUCUCUGACAACUCCCACUGUUCUCUCCUACACCCAGAAACGUCCAGCAGAGCCCAGAUUCCCAAAGAAACGCUACCCUGGAAGCUGCCAGUUCUGGCGAUGCCCUUUUCUGUGUUCCUUCCUCCCUCCUGCCAGCCGCCGCGGCCGCGGAGCGUUCCCGUCCCGGUCCCGGUGCCGGUGCCGGUGCCGGUGCCGGUCCCGCCGGGCUGUGUGGAGCUGGAGGCGAUUCCGGCCUUUGUCCGUCCGCACAUCCCCCGGGGAACCUGCGGGCGCUGCCCGGGCCCAUGGGUGUGUUUGCAGCAGCAAUUAGCAUUGCUAAUUAUUGUUAUUAUUAUUAUUAUUAUUCUCGUGCCCGAGCAGAGCCCAGGGCCGGCGUGGGGCCGCAGAGCCCGGGGCAGGGGAGGAGUUCGUGCUCACGUCCAGCAGCUGCUCCCUCUCCUCACCUCUCCUACAAUUACCGUUUUCAGAUAGAAAUCAAUUAAUUACUUUUCUCAAGUUAGCAAUGAAGUGAGGCUACAUUAAGCUCCAUUAGCAUCACGUUCCUGAGUGAUUGCUUCCAAGUUGUUUGGUUGUUCGGUUGGGGAAUUAGCGGUGCCCUUUGGCACUUGGGUUUGAGCCCGUUCUGUGCUGUUUACGGGCUGAAGCAGCGCUCUGAGGAGCCGAGCCCGGCCCUGGGCACUGCUCACGGGCUGGCACAGCUGCUGCAGGGCCCGGGCAGGAGGAGUCCUGAGGAUUCCCUGAGCAAUCUGCCGGGCCGUGCCCUUGCAGGCGCAGAGUUACCGACAGCUCCACACAAACGCUCCGCUUCAGUUAAGUGCUGCCUUUUAUUUUGUGUUUCUUUGGGGGUUUAAGUCUGUGUUGGAAACGGUAGGACUUGACAAGUGUGCUUUUCUCUCUGUCUCUGUGUUCCUUCGAUACAAAGCUAUAAUAAUUCUCAGGAUGCCUUCUGGGCGGGGGGAGCCGGUUGUCCCUGUGCCCUCGGACACAGACAGUCCCCAGAGCUGGCAGGGUCCCCGCGGCCCCCCGACUCCUGCUUCACUUGCAAAGAGUGAUGUUACCACGGGACGAGUGCCUUGCUUGAACCAAAGCAACGAUUUUGCCAGUCUAGACCUCUCUGUGCUUUUUUUUAUUCUUCCUGUGAAUACCUCAGCUUCGACUGGGCCGCCGAAUCGUACCUGGUGGGCUUUUGUACUGUGGUGCUUUGCAAUGCAGCCCUGCAAAGAACAGACUCCUGAUGAUACCAAAGGCUCUCCUCCUCUUUCUCCUCCUCCUCCUCUUCCCCGUGUCCCUGAUCUCUCUCUCUCCAUGGUUCCAAAGCUUUAUUACGAACUGGGCAUGUUGGCAACGCAGACCGUGCAAUCCCUUACCGAAUUUUCUCAGAUAUACCUCAUAGAGAAUAGCUGUUUAGCGUAAUGUUAUUAUAGCGUAUGUAAUAAAUUAUUCACUGUUUCUUUUUGGUAACUGUGAUUUAAAAGAAAAAAAAAAUCAGAAGAAGAAGCUUUAUAUGUUUUAGGUUGUGCUUUUGUACUAGACGGAGAAGGUGCGCUUAAAAAUGUACGUCAGUCUUUCUUCCCAUUGGGUUUUUUUUGUUAUUAUGGAUCGGGGAAAAGUUGCAGAAUGAGCCCAAAGUUUACAGUUUCAUAUUUUGCUGAAGAAACAAUCUGUGUUCAUUUGCUCUGUUGGAAAAAAAAAAAAAAAAGAAAAAAAAAAAAAAAAAAAAGGAAAAAAAUUAUUUUCUACAUUUGUGCUACUUGGUCUGAAGAGCUGAUUGUCCUGUGUGACGGUGUAGUAUUAUAAUUAGCAACUGCCAAUCAGCGCUCCCAUGUUUAUGCAUGAGGCAAACCCUUAGCAGUGUGAUGCAUCGUGGUUCUUAAUGGCAACUUCUUCCUUUGGGUUUGGGACGAGCUCUUUGGCUUGGUGUAUUUAUUUAUGCAUGGAGCCUGUUAGCUGUUCGCAGUCGUGGCGCAGUUGUGUUUGCAUUUACGCUCUGAAAUCACGCCCGGGUUCGCCCCACGCAGCUCAGCACUGCUCGGGGCGGGUGUCCAGAUCAGCUCUGGUCUGUCCCCGUGCUAAACAGACCCAAAUUCAAUUCCAAUCAAAUUGCCAUCUGGGGAGAAGUUUGGCCAGCUGGCAGCUUCUCCCCAGCGAUUCGAUUCCCUCAGUCCCCUGGCAAUACACGCCCCGCUCCUCACGGAGGCUGCUGUGUGUUUGUCCAGGGUCAGGAGUCCCUUUGGCUUUAUGGCAGCCCCUGGGCGCAGCAGGGCCGGCCGGGGUGGGUGCUCAGGGACGGCCCUGCCCCUCCCCUGCUCCUGCCCGGCCCAGCCAUCGCCGCUGUUGGGCCAGCAGGGGCAGGGCACCGAGCCUGCGCUCGGCAGCGCUGUCCCCGCCGUGUCGCCUGGCCCGAGCCCACCCGAGCACUCCAGAUGGGUCCUGUGCUGCUGCUGCUGCCCCACAGGCAGCCCCCUGCCCACGCCCUGCCCUGGGCCAGGUUUGUGGAGGUGCUUUAUCCCCCUUUGAUUUGUCCAGAUUCACGCUUGAGCCCCCUGUUUAAGGAUGGGUUGUGUUUUCUCUCCGGGUCCAGCUUUGGAGCCCCGCUGUCCCCUGCUUGCAGGCCGUGCUGGACAUAAAGCCAAAGCAAGUGCUCCAUACCCUGCACUCUGUGGAAAAGCAGGCCUGGGAGGGGCAGUGGCACGCUGCUGAGGAGGCCUCUGAGUGCUGAUGUGGUCUGUCAUUAAGGGUAUUUUAGAGAUGUGCUCUCAUUAGUGCAAGGAGACCUUUCCAUUUGGCCUUACUCGGUAGGUUGUGAUAAUAAUGGAAGCUGUGUAAUAUAGCCGGGUUAUUUUCUUUCCUGAUUUCUCUGCCAAAGACAGUCACAGACACAAGAACUUUAAACAGGGGUUUUCGUAAGACAGUUGAUGAUUGUAACAGUGGUUCAUCUUGCAGAAGUUUCCCGGUAGUUCCGCAGUAAGCAGAGCGGGAUGUUGGGCAGAGCCCUGCUGGCAGAUGCCACCACUCCUCACCGACACGCAGUUGUUGUGACCCAGGCCGGGUACACCUGCAUUCCUCAGCCCAGAGGCCACCAGGGGUAUGGGAGGCCACGGCAAGGGCACGGCGGGGCUGCCACGAGCUGCUCCAGCUGGCUGGAAUUUGCCAAGGUACUUGUAUUAUGAAAUUUAAGGUCUAUUUUAUUAUGUCAUUUUAUGUCAUUUUUUAACUUUGUGGAAGGUGGUAUGUUGAACUGAGUGUAAGCUGAGUUUUUCAGACAAAUAAAGUAGCUAAAGAGUGAAUGUUAUUUUAUCAUUAAAGGGUUUUUACUCACUGAUUUGUGCCAAUAGAUGUCCUUUAUCUCAAUGACAAGUAUUACAUUGCUUUCAAAGUUUUAUUUAUAGCUAUUGAUGUAAAACCCACACACACAUAUUAUUUGCCAAAGUUCAAUAAAGGAGGAAAACAAUG
Melospiza melodia melodia is the source of this 9579-nucleotide messenger RNA. RefSeq names its product one cut homeobox 2 (gene ONECUT2). Gene Ontology annotation, molecular function: RNA polymerase II cis-regulatory region sequence-specific DNA binding; DNA-binding transcription factor activity, RNA polymerase II-specific. Gene Ontology annotation, cellular component: nucleus. NCBI's taxonomy places the organism in Eukaryota, Metazoa, Chordata, Aves, Passeriformes, Passerellidae. The transcript is spliced from 2 exons. The coding region runs from base 1 to 1428 and encodes 475 amino acids. The record is from RefSeq and is a predicted model, not a curated record. Gene Ontology annotation, biological process: regulation of transcription by RNA polymerase II.